Molecule: messenger RNA, 3828 nt
Organism: Dichotomopilus funicola
Lineage: Eukaryota; Fungi; Ascomycota; Sordariomycetes; Sordariales; Chaetomiaceae
Exons: 4
Coding region: 1-3828 (1275 amino acids)
Cellular component (GO): membrane
Molecular function (GO): protein binding
Source: RefSeq, a predicted model, not a curated record
AUGGGCUCCCGAUCGCGCGAUGUCCCCGACGAGGAGCUCUUUAUGAGUCGCCCGCGGCCGGAAGAAGACUGCGACAGCCCGACCGUCGAACCGCUAAGAAUAUUCAAGCCGCAAAGCCCGCCCAACGAUAAGAGUCGAUACAGAUAUCCUGCGCCCCCUACUUCGUCGUCUCCGGCGGGCUCAGCAGGGUCAGCUUCCUCUCCUGCUUCCAAGUCAAGCAUCGCGGCGCUUCCCCCGUUGCCGUCCUUCCCCUUCGGCGCAUCCAGCUCGGCCGCCCCGCUACCGUAUCCCGACGACGGGUUCAAGCCAUCCAAGCCGCAGCCUAAGCCGGCCAGUCUCCCAUACCCCGACGAUGGACCCAAGACGGCUUCUCCGGCCUCCGGAAGGCUCUACAGCCCGCCGCCUAUCUCUUCGGCUUCGCCUGCGCACAACCAACCGUUCCCUCGGCCGACGGUGAAUACGGGGGAGAAAAAGACGGGCGGUCUUGCUGAGCGUCGCGGGACGGCGCCCAAGCCAUUGCAGAGCCCGAUCAGCCCGGCUAGCGGUGGAGGUAGCCACGCAGACGACGAUGAGGAAGAUGAUGCAGGCGGCUUGUUUGCGAAGCCCCUGAGGAACCCGGUCGCCGCCCCUGCGCCCAAGAUCUCCAACGCUUACCAGCAGAAAUCAUAUUACCCUCCGCCCGGCGGUAGCAGCAGCAGCAGCAGCAGCAGCAGCCUCGCGCCCCCGGCCCCAGCCCAGGGCGUUGGCCGCUUCUCGUCGACCGCCUCCAACUCGACAACGCGGGCCAGCCGUGGUUCGCCUCCUCCCCCUGAGACGCCCAUUGUCGGGCCGGGCUCCGUUCCCGGGGGAGGUAUCGAGGCUCGAUACGCCGCGGCAGGCAUCUCGGGGACGGCAACACUCAAUAGCUUCACGGCCCCAAGCGCAGCGGCGCAAUCCAGGCUGGCGCAAUACGGGAACCAGCCUCCUCCGGCUACGACCCAGACUCCGCAGCCUCGGCCGUGGACACCGACAGAAGCACCUGGACAACAGCCAUUCGGCCCGCCUACCGUCUACCAGGGCGCUGAUGUGGUCUCCGAACCAUCGCCGACGCCGCCGCAGCAAACACCCGCUUUCAGCCUGCCGCCGAACCCCCAUCCUGCCACACAGGGACCACCGACGACAUCCUCAGCAGCCUCGGCAGGUGCUCUACAAGUCAGCGUUCUGGAACAAGACUUCCAGCGCAUGCAGGCCUCGACACCACCCCCCGCUUACACCAGCGUCAACCCGAACGCCGGCUCCAAGUACCCCAAUGAGAAGCAGAGACCUACACAGCCGCAUCCGAGCACGAGCGCACAAAACGCGCCCCCAUCCAGCAACACACCGCCCGCCGCCGCGGGAUCGAGCGCAAACCCCAUCGCGAGCCCCAUCCCGAUCAGCGCACCGACGCCAGUGAAGCAAGACCCCGCCAUUGCUGCGGCUGCUGCGGCUGCAGCUGGAGCGCACAACGCCGGCCACCCGGCACUGGCCAACGAGACCAAGCUCGCAGUGCCCCAGAACGGACAGCCCGGCUUGACGCAUACUCCUUCAUUGCUCGCGGCCGCCCAGUCACCACCCCCGCUGCCCGAAGGCUGGAUCGCCCACCUCGACCAGAACUCGGGUCAAUACUACUACAUCCACCUGGCCACCCAAGCGACGCAGUGGGAAUUCCCCAAGGGACCUACCCCCCUCAACCACGACGUGGCACCCCUAUCACCCACCGCUUCAACCUACGGCAACCCCUUGGGUUCGCCGUUCCUAGGCGGCGGAAAGGCUGCGAUGGCCGGGAUGGCCUCGCCCAUGUUCCAGUCCCAAGGCCACCACCCCGGAUACGCAGAGAGCAUCAUGAGCGUGACGGCCUCCGUCGCACCAUCCAUGACCGGGUUCUCCGGCCCCCCGCCGAGCGCAGGCAUCGACGUGUACAAGGUGACCCCCACCAACGGGGUGUACUUUGGCCCUUACCUACGCUACGUCAACAUGGACCUAGAAAAGGGCGUCUGGCACGGCAGUAUCCUACUCGUCACGGACGGCUCUCAACCCCCGACCAUCCACCUCCACCUGAGCGUCGACCUCUCGCCCAACCCGCGCCAACUCAUCCCGCAAAACAUCUACCAGCACCAGCGCUGGUCCUUCUACAAAUACGACAUGGACCUGCAGAUGUCGGAGCAGGGCACCGAGCGCUGGACGUACGCGGUGACUUCCCAUCUUGGGUGCACGCGGUACGAGUUUGUGGUUGCCGGUCGGUACGAGACCGGCUGGCGCAUGAUCGCACACUCGGGCAACGACUUCGCGCCGUCGACGAACCAGAACGAGCGCGCCAAGUUGGGCGGUGUCGGGUUCAUGUGGAAGGAUAUCCUGCAGAAGAAUGUCGAGUGCGGUGGGUUUCAUGUCCAGCUCGGUCUUGGGGCGCAGAUCUAUGGUGAUCGCUUGUGGAAGGAGGUUCCCCUGCUGCGGCAGUGGCUUGCUAUGCAGGGGAGGGAGAACCGCAAGAAUGCGCCGUGGACCGCGAGGCAUCAGGAGGAGGUGUCGCAUGCGUAUUUUCAUUACUAUACCAGCCACUUUGACCAGCCGUUUAUGCGGGAGGCGUUUGCGCAGAUUCCGCAUGUGUUGCAGGUGGAUGAUCAUGAUAUCUUCGACGGCUUCGGCUCCUACCCCGACUACAUGCAAUCCUCAGCCGUAUUCAAAGGCAUCGGCCGCAUCGCCAUCGACAUGUACCUGCUCUUCCAGCACCACACAACAGUCGAGAUCCUGCGCAACGUCAGCUCCGACAUGGACCUCUUCACCAUCACCGGCGCCGGCUGGCACUUUGUCAAGUACCUCGGCCCCGCCGUCGUCGUGGUCGGGCCCGAUUGCCGCUCCGAACGCACGCAGACUCGCGUCAUGGCCGGCCCCACGUACCAGGGCAUCUUCCCCAAGGUCGCGACCUUACCCCCCAGCGUGCAGCACUGCAUCUGGAUGCUCUCCGUUCCUGUUGUGUACCCGCGUCUUGAGACGGUCGAGACGCUCGCGAAUACCUUCGCCACGGGCAAGAAGGCGGUCAACACCACGUACAACAUCCUCGGCAAGGUCACCAGUUCGGUCGCGGGUGUGGUCGGUGGCAAGGAAGUGGUCCAGCACGGGUUUAAGGAGGUGAAAAAGGCUGUUGGAAAGUCGGGGCUGAUGGGCAACGUGCUGAACCAGUUUGGCGAGAUUGAUAUCGCUGAGGAGCUGAAGGAUUUGUGGACGCAUGAGUCUAAGGAUUUGGAGCGGACAUAUCUUAUUCGCACGCUGCAGGGGAUUGCUCAGCAAAAGGGCAUUCGUAUGACCUUUUUGUCUGGCGACGUCAACUGCGCCGGCGCCGGCCUAGUCCACGACCCCUCCCACCCCUCCGACCACAAAACCAUGUACCAACUGAUCGCCUCCCCCGUCGUCGCGGCCCCCUGUUCCAACUACCUCCUCAAAAUGCUGCACAACAACAAACUCCUCUACGUCCCGCAAAACGGCCACAAGUCCACGCACGAAGUCUCCGACACCAAAGAGGACAUGAUGGAGAUUUUCCACACCGACGCCUCGGGCAAUGCGCGCGAGUAUAAGAAACUGAUGGCGAGGAGGAAUUAUGUUGCUAUUGUGGCGUAUGAUCCGGAUGGGGGUGCUGGGGCUGCUGCUGUGAAUGGGAAUAAUGGGUAUGCGGCGAGUAUUGCGAGUGGGCAGAGUGGUGGGGGGCUGAAUAAGUUGAGUUUGGCGGUGGAUUUUGUGGUGCAGGGGGAUGGGAUGUAUACGGCCACGACCAAGUAUGGGCCGGUGAUUGUGCCGCAUUUGGAGUAUGGGCACUGA